GUUUGUUUAAGUGAACUAUAUUCUAUUUUUUCAGCUACAACGAGAUAUAUUCAUUGCGACAAUUGCAAUAAGUUGUAUGCCGGCAACAUAAUAGAGGAAAGUUCUAAACAGUGGACAGUGAAAAUCGAACAGAGAAGGAGUCCUCCGUACCCGAGCCAAAUAGCCGAAUAUCUCGAUCGUUUUGUGGUAGGACAAAAGCAGGCUAAGAAGACACUUGCGGUCGGUGUGUAUCAACACUACAGACGGCUCGAACAUAAUAUUGAGAGUGGAGCUGCUUCUAUUCAUCAAAUCAAAGAGGACGUGAAAAAUACCCCAAGAGGAGUUUUAUAUCAACAAGUCCCAUCAAUGCAAACUCCCCCUGCAAGACGAGCGCCGCCAGUAUUUCGAGCAAUCCCGGACAAGGAACCAGUUGUCAGACUUGAAAAGUCCAACAUCUUGCUUAUUGGUCCAUCAGGAGUCGGCAAGACUUUCCUCACCCAAACUUUGGCA
Ostertagia ostertagi is the source of this 489-nucleotide messenger RNA. Lineage: Eukaryota; Metazoa; Nematoda; Chromadorea; Rhabditida; Trichostrongylidae. The record is from the annotation of a GenBank genome assembly.